AUGACCUUCUCGGAGCAGCAGAGAUGGAUCACGGUCCAGGAAAAGACGUUUACAAAAUGGCAUUUCUCCAGGUUGAACACCAAAAUUGUAGCCAGAAACUUGGAGGUGAAGGACCUGGUACCGGAUCUUAGUGACGGUGUUAUGCUGAUUCACUUACUCGAAUGUCUUUCUCAAGAAUCCCUCGGUCGAUAUGCCUCCCGUCCGAAGCUUCGAGUCCAACGGUUCGAAAAUGCCAACCUGGCCCUGGACUUUAUCAAGUCCAGAGGCAUUCAGAUGACAAACAUUGGUGCUGAGGAUGUUGUUGAUGGAAACCGCAAAAUUGUUCUUGGUCUUAUUUGGACCCUGAUUCUCCGGUUUACAAUUAGCGACAUCAAUCAAGAGGGUAUGUCUGCCAAGGAGGGUUUGCUGUUGUGGUGUCAACGAAAAACGGCAUGCUACGAUGAGGUCGAAGUUCGCGACUUUAGUAGCAGCUGGAACGACGGUCUCGCCUUCUGCGCCUUGCUGGAUAUUCAUCGACCGGAUUUGAUCGACUUCGACACUUUAGACAAGUCAGACCACCGCGGCAACAUGCAGCUCGCCUUUGAUAUUGCCCACGAAGAGAUUGGUAUUCCCAAGCUGUUGGAUGUUGAAGAUGUGUGCGAUGUAGCGAAACCCGAUGAGCGAAGUUUGAUGACCUAUAUUGCCUACUGGUUCCAUGCCUUUUCUCAGAUGGAAAAAGUCGAAAAUGCGGGACGACGAGUCGAAAAGUUUUUUAACAACAUGCAAGGCGCCUGGGAGAUGCAGAAUGCCUACGAGAGACGAAUGCGGGAACUCCUGAAGAAUAUCCGAGGCCAGGUUGAACAGUGGCACACGGCGAAAUUUGAGGGCACCUAUGCUGAUGCAAAGGCCCAGGCGUCUGAAUUCUCAGAGUAUAAGAGGGGCAAGAAGCGAGAAUGGGUUGCAGAGAAGAGUGAGCUUGCCACACUAUUAGGAAACAUCAAAACGAAGCUCAGCACCUAUCGGUUACGGCCUUACGAACCUCCUGCAGAGGUUAGUCAGGAUGUCAUUGAGAGAGAUUGGAAGAGUCUUACAAAGAGCGAGAUGGCUCGCGCGCAGCUCAUUAAUGAAACGAUUCGAGACAUCAAGAACGCGCUGAGAAAAUCAUUUGCCGACAAAGCAAAUGACUUUGCAAUGGCCCUCAACACCAUGCAGCUUGCCAUUUCGGGAUUGGAUGGCGAUAUUGAAGAUCAGCUGCAUCAUGUCAAGAAGCUCAGCGAAAAUCUGCCACCUCUCGAUCGAUAUCUCAGUACUAUUGCGGAAGUAGAUGCCAUGUGCGAGGAAGCAAACAUUGAGGAGAACGACUUCACCACCUAUACGUAUGACGAACUGGCAUACGAAUUGACGCUUGUGAGAUCCUCGGUUCAAAAGAAGCUCUCCUUUUUGGAAAACCAGAUGGUUGCUCGCAACAUGACCAAUUUAACGCCGAUUCAGCUGGAAGAGUUCGAGAGUGUGUUCCGCCACUUUGAUCGCGAUGCCUCGAACUCGCUACAAGAGCUUGAGUUCAGUGCAGCUUUAGCCUCGCUUGGCCUAGUUUUCUCUGAAGAUGAGAUGCACGAUUACUUUAUUGAUACCUCUGGGGGCAAAGAAUAUGUUACAUUCGAGCAGUUUAUCCGCUUCAUGGUCGACGUCACCGAAGAUCAAAAUACCGCUGAGCAAGUCUUCCAGUCGUUCCGUGAAGUUGCUGAUGGCAAGCCAUAUGUCACUGAAAUGGAUCUGCGCCACAGUCUUGUUCCUGAAGAGGUCAUUGACAAACUUCUCGAGAUGAUGCCGCCGCAUAACGGUCCAGAUAUGUCACGAGAUCGUGGCAAAGACCAGUUCGACUACAUCUCCUUUAUGGAGAAGCUGAUGGGCGAGGGCGACGAAAACGCGGAUGACGAUAUACCAGCCGGCGUGCUCCAAGAUAGUUCAAAUAUUGGCGAUGAUCGGCCCCGAAGAGAUUCAAAGGUGAACGGCCAUGGGUAG
This is a messenger RNA of Trichoderma asperellum CBS 433.97, 2001 nucleotides long. NCBI's taxonomy places the organism in Eukaryota, Fungi, Ascomycota, Sordariomycetes, Hypocreales, Hypocreaceae. The record is from RefSeq and is a predicted model, not a curated record.